Messenger RNA from Lathyrus sativus (Indian pea), 315 nucleotides. The record is from the annotation of a GenBank genome assembly. Lineage: Eukaryota; Viridiplantae; Streptophyta; Magnoliopsida; Fabales; Fabaceae.
AUGCGCGAGAUUAAGGACAAGGAUCUACGCAAAAAGCUUGUUAACAUGGGUUACGCAUUGACGGAGGCUACAUUUAACUACUAUCACGGAGAAAUCAGAAGAACAGACAUUGAGGCUUCAAAUUGGAUAGACAACAUACCUAGGGAGAAGUGGGCUAGAGCAUUUGACGGAGGACAAUGUUGGGGACAUAUGACAUCUAACUUGGUAGAGGCCAUGAACUCUGUACUAAAGGCAACCAGAAACCUUCCAAUCACUGCUUUGGUCCAGUCUACAUACUAUCAAAUGGGUUCACUUUUUGGUAAACGAGGACAUUAA